Molecule: messenger RNA, 1916 nt
Organism: Arachis stenosperma
Lineage: Eukaryota; Viridiplantae; Streptophyta; Magnoliopsida; Fabales; Fabaceae
Product: receptor-like protein 56
Exons: 6
Coding region: 641-1432 (263 amino acids)
Molecular function (GO): protein binding
Source: RefSeq, a predicted model, not a curated record
UUGCUAGGCUACUUUGUUUUACAAUCUUCUCAUGUUCACACUUCAGAAAAGCCUAACAGGAUCCAAGGCCCACUAUAGUAGGCUUAAAUUUGUCAAACUCAAUUUCUAAAGGACCAUAAAUUAUGUGACUUUUUGCUCAGCGCUCUGAUGAUACCCUGAAACUUGCUCUGAAUUAAGCUGCUCAUUUCAAAUAUUGAAAUGUCAAGUAUAUUUAAUUUGCUAAGGUGACAUGAUAUUUGUGCUAAUAUUUUCCAAGUUGUAUUAACCUUAUAUUUUUUCUUGAGUGGUUAAGUGGCUUUAAUUGCAUUGACUAAUAAUUGGGCCUGUAGAUUGUUAACUUGAGAGAGAGUCUUUGGUACUAAUAAAUGUAGGAACCAAAAGAGUGGGAAAGAAAAGUAAUGUUCAAAGUUGUGUUGAGAGUUGAAAGAAUGACGAUGGAGAAGCCGUGGCUGGUAACAAUGUUUGCAGCACUAGUUAUGCUUCAAGCAUUCGGCAUCAUCAGUGGAUGUUUCUUGGAAGAGAAGGCAGCGCUUCUCGAGUUCAAGUCUACUUAUUUCAAUGCUUCUGUUCUGCCUUCCUGGGUGGAAGAUGAUCCAAAUUGCUGUGGAUAGGAGCGUGUCACCUGUGAUUCCACCUCCGGAUGCAUCAUCCAUCUCGAUCUUCAUUGGGUACAAACAGAUAUGCAGACCAUAACAUAAAUAGCCUCAACUGGUCCUUGUUCCAAACCUUCAAGGAACCCAGAACACUUGAUUUGUCCACUAAUUGUAUUCAUGGCUUCAUUUGGAAUGGAGAUUACAGAACCAACUCAAGAUUGAACAAGUUGGAGAAACUAGAUCUUAGUAACAAUUUUUUCAUCAACCUGAGCAUAAUGGAGCCAUUGAGCAUUCUCACAUCCCUCAGGAAUUUAAAUCUUGCUGGAAAUAAUAUUAGUGGAACCUUCCCUACUUUUCUCAAUUUAAAAUCUAGUGUUUUUAGUUCGUUGUUGGUUAUGAAAUCAAACAUUGAUCAAAUUCUUUUUCUUCAAGAUUUCAUGAGUCUAACAGCAUUAGAGACGUUAGAUCUCUCGCACAAUUCUGUCAACAUCAGCAUAAUGGAAUCCUUGAGUGCUCUUACAUCCCUCAAGAAUUUAUUUCUUGCUGAAAAUAAAUUGGUUGGGCCGUUGCCAACUAAAGAAUUAUCACUUCUACGAAACUUGGAGCUGUUGGAUUUUGGUAACAAUGCACUUAGCAGCCCUUUGACAACUCAUGAUGCCAAGGCUUUUCUGAAAUUAAAGAAGCUGAAGAUGCUCAACUUAGGAAGCAAUGGAUUUGACAAGGGAGUAUUAAAAACUCCUUCAUUGGUCUCCCAGCUCUCAAAUCUUUGCACCUAUCUGAUAAUCAAAAUCUCAAAGGUCUCAACGAAUCUUUCUCAAUUGAAGGAUUAUGCAAGAUGAAGCAACUUCAAGAGCUGGACCUCUCUAGCAAGUAUAUUACAGGAACAUUAGAUAUAUGCCUUGCCAAUUUGACCUUUCUUCGAGCUCUUGAUGUUUCACACAAUUCUUGAACUGGGAACAUACCAACAUUUUUGUUUGCUCGACUUCAUCCUUAGAGUAUCUUUCCCUUUCAAAUAACAACUUUGAGAGCUUAUUCUCAUUAAGCUUGUUGGCCAACCAUUCAAAGCUUAAGAUAUUAGAAUUAGGAAAAAUGGAUACACAAAUAUUUCAUGUAGAAACUGAAAAUCCAACCUGGAUCCCUUCGUUUCAGUUGUAAUAUUUAGAUAUAUCCCAUUGUCGAAUAAACCUACCUACAAAAAUUAUUCCUAGCUGCCUUUUAUAUCAACAUGGCUUAACUUUCAUUGAUAUCUCACACAACAAUUUAGUUGGUAUGUUUCCUAAUUGGUUGCUAGUGAUAAUCCAAAACUUGAAUCUGUUUUGUUAA